Alosa sapidissima (American shad) is the source of this 3246-nucleotide messenger RNA. RefSeq names its product short transient receptor potential channel 4-associated protein-like. The record is from RefSeq and is a predicted model, not a curated record. The transcript is spliced from 19 exons. The coding region runs from base 41 to 2365 and encodes 774 amino acids. Lineage: Eukaryota; Metazoa; Chordata; Actinopteri; Clupeiformes; Clupeidae. Gene Ontology annotation, biological process: ubiquitin-dependent protein catabolic process. Gene Ontology annotation, molecular function: phosphatase binding. Gene Ontology annotation, cellular component: Cul4A-RING E3 ubiquitin ligase complex.
CCGCUUCCUGUUUUAUCGAGGAGUUCAGGAAAGAGAAGUAAUGGCGACGCCAGUGGGGUUGGAGUCCCCCCGUACAUUUGUAAGUCGAAAAAACCGAAGUAAGAAUAUCCUUACGAGGAUCAGACAUGGACAGGUUACAGGCCAUGGAAUGAAACGAGGAACACAGAUGCCGGAGGCGCUCCUUCUGGAGAGGGACAAGCAGGCUCGAUGGCAGGGCAUCCCCAUCCUGCUGCGGAGACUGUACGACAACAGCCGCCCUAACAGUGACAUGUCCCAGAUUCACAAUGUGGUCAAGGAAAUGUCAUCACUGCUAUCCAUGGAGGCCAUGUCUUUUGUCACUGAGGACAGGAAGACCUCUCAGGAGUCCACAUAUCCCAACACUUACACAUUUGACCUUUUUGGUGGAGUUGAUUUGUUGGUGGAGGUCCUUAUGAGGCCUACGCUUACUACUCAGAAAGAUACCCCUAAGAUGAGUGACGACCUUGUCAAAGAUUGUCUGAGUGUCCUCUACAAUUGCUGCAUUUGCACAGAUGGGAUCACAAAAAGCCUUGCGUCACGGGACGACUUCAUCAUGUUCCUUUUCACGCUCACGUCCAACAAAAAGACCUUCUUGCAAACGGCCACGCUGAUCGAGGACAUCCUUGGAGUCCGAAAGGAGAUGAUCCAGCUGGAGGACAUCCCCAACCUGGCCAACUUGGUGCAGAGCUUCAACCAGCAGCAGCUGGCCAACUUCUGCCGCAUCCUAUCUGUCACCAUCUCCGAGCCGGACGUGGGUGCCGACGACAAGCACACGCUCCUGGCCAGGAACGCCCAGCAGAAGGCCAACGCAUGCCCGUCCCGCGCCGAAGUCAAUCAAGUGACCUUGUUGAACAUCCCGGGCUUCAUCGAGCGCCUGUGUAAGCUGGCCACCAGGAAGGUGUCCGAGGCCACGGGCACGGCCACCUUCCUGCAGGACCUGGAGGACUGGCACGCCUGGCUGGACAAUGCCCUGGUGCUGGACGCGCUCAUGCAGAUGGCCACGGAGGAGGCCGAGCAGAGCAGCACGGAAUCCUCCGAUGAGAGCUCGCUGACGGCCAGCCCGCUGGGCCACCGAUUACCGCAGUCCAUGAAGAUCGUCCAUGAGAUUAUGUACAAGGUGGAGGUGCUCUACGUGCUGUGCGUCAUGCUCAUGGGCAGACAGAGGAAUCAGGUUCACAGAAUGCUCGCUGAGUUCAAAUUGAUUCCUGGACUUAAUAACCUGUUCGACAAACUUAUCUGGAGGAAACACACGUCCAACCAUGUGCUGCACGCCCAGAACCAGAACUGCGACUGCAGCCCAGAAAUCUCCUUCAAGAUCCAGUUCCUCAGGUUGCUCCAGAGCUUCAGUGAUCAUCACGAAAACAAGUACCUGCUCCUCAACAAUCAGGAGUUGAAUGAACUCAGCGCCAUCUCGCUCAAGGCAAAUAUUCCGGAGGUCGAGGCGCUCGUCAACACUGACAGGAAUCUGGUUUGUGACGGAAAGAAGGGCUUAUUAACGCGUUUGAUUUCGGUCAUGAAGAAAGAACCAGCCGAUUCCUCUUUCAGAUUCUGGCAGGCGAGAGCGGUGGAGAGUUUCCUGCGAGGGGCCACCUCGUAUGCUGACCAGGUGUUCCUGCUGAAGCGAGGGCUGCUGGAGCACAUACUCUACUGCAUCAUUGACAGUGGUUGUAAGUCUCGUGACGUGCUGCAGAGCUACUUUGACCUUCUGGGGGAACUCAUGAAGUUCAACCUGGACGCCUUCAAGCGCUUCAACAAAUAUGUCAACACAGAGGAAAAGUUUCAGAUGUUCUUGAACCAGAUCAACAGCUCCUUAGUGGACUCCAACAUGCUGGUGAGGUGUAUAGUUCUCUCGCUAGACCGCUUCGAGAGCCAGACCGAUGACAUGAAAGUGGUGGAGAUGUUGUCAGAAUGUUUGCUGCUCUCUUAUAUGGCCCGUGUGGAGAACAGACUCCUCUUCCUCUUCAGACUGGUCAACAUCAUCAACGUGCAGACCCUCACUCAGGAGAACGUGAGUUGUCUGAACACCAGCCUGGUGAUCCUGAUGUUGGCGCGCCGGCGGGGCAAGCUGCCCUUCUACCUGGGCGCCUUCCGCGAGAAGGAGUACGCCGACAAGUACCCCGGCUUCCUACUCAACAACUUCCACCACCUGCUGCGCUUCUGGCAGCACCACUACCUCAACAAGGACAAGGACAGCACCUGUCUGGAGAACAGCUCCUGCAUCCCUUUCACCUACUGGAAGGAGACUGUGUCGGUGCUGCUCACCGCUGAGCGUUCCUCCGCCUGUGCCAUCGCCAGCUACAUCGACGAGGCCUACAUGGACUUGGACAGAGACUUCCUGGAGGUCUAACCUCGCCUGGACUCCCCUGGCUCCCUCCCUGGGUUGUUCAGGAGGAGAGAGAGAGAGAGAGAGAUGUGAUGUUGCCAGGCAGACUGGCCAGGACGCAGCGGUCAGAAGAGAGGGCUUUGCGCCAGGCCCUCAGACAUACUACAGCUCUGAGGCCAAGACUCUGGGGGAUGCUCUUCAGGGAUUUAUUGCUGUAUAGCGAGUGGGUGUGAAUGAUCUGUGUGUGUGUGUGUGGUGUGUGUGUGUGUGUGUGGUGUGUGUGGUGUGUGUGUGUGUGUGUGUGUGUGUGUGUGUGUGUGUGUGUGUGAAAAUGUUGAGCAACUGCUUAUGCGAGUGUGUGUGUGUGAGUGUGUGUCAAGUGUUGUGGUUCUUGCGAAACACAGCAUGUGAGGCUUUGUAAAUCUGGGUGUUUGGUGUUGUAGAUGACUGUGUGUGUAUGUGUGUGUGUGAGAAUUCACAGCAGCUGUGCGAAUCUACAGUAGAGAUACUGUUGAUCUAACCCUCCGCCAAGAGAGCGAGUGUGGAAGAUUCCUCUCACUAGCGCCCCCUACACUGUCUGGGCAUCAGACUGGGUUCCACCCCAUGGUGUUGGGGUGGGGCCGGGGAGCAAAAAGGACUAAAAGAAGCCUACUGUCCUAAGACCCACACCACCACCACCACCACCACCCUCACCCUCACCACCACCCUCCCUCAUUUUGAAAAGAACAACACAAAAAAACGAAUGAUUUCAGGGACACUCUUGGUUGUUUUAUUGUUGGUUUGCUUAGAUUGAGUACAGCCUAUAUAUUUAAAAUAUCUUAUAUAUGCAACUCAUUCACAGAUGGACAGAUUAUUAAAAAGCAAAAGAUCUUAAAAGUUAAUAAAGAUGAUUCAGUCGUCACAAA